This is a messenger RNA of Pseudopodoces humilis (Tibetan ground-tit), 1521 nucleotides long. It is a transcript of the gene C3AR1, whose product is annotated as complement C3a receptor 1. Gene Ontology annotation, biological process: complement receptor mediated signaling pathway; inflammatory response; phospholipase C-activating G protein-coupled receptor signaling pathway. Gene Ontology annotation, molecular function: complement component C5a receptor activity; complement component C3a receptor activity; G protein-coupled receptor activity. The record is from RefSeq and is a predicted model, not a curated record. NCBI's taxonomy places the organism in Eukaryota, Metazoa, Chordata, Aves, Passeriformes, Paridae. Gene Ontology annotation, cellular component: plasma membrane.
UUGCUUCAAAGUACUGAAAUAACUGCUUCACUCAGCUGCAGAAUGCCUCAAGCCCUGGGCAAUAGCAGUUCACAGGAACAGGCUGCUGUAUAUUAUGCAUCAGAAUCAAUUGUCUCCAUUGUUAUCUUCACCACUGUUUUCAUCAUUGGUAUCCCAGGCAAUGGGUUGGUGAUCUGGGUAGCUGGUCUGAAAAUGAAAAGGUCUGUGAACACUGUCUGGUUUCUAAACCUUGCUGUGGCUGAUAUCAUGUGCUGCUUGUCCUUGCCAUUUUUUGUUGUUCACCUGGCCCUCCAUGAACACUGGCCCUAUGGCUGGUUCCUCUGCAAAGUCAUUCCGUCAGUCAUAAUCUUCACCAUGUUUGCUAGUGUCUUCCUACUCGUGGCCAUCAGCAUUGAUCGGUGCCUCCUGGUGAUGAAACCUGUCUGGUGUCAGAACCACCGAACAGUGAAAUUUAUAUCGCUAAUAUGCAGUGGCAUAUGGAUGCUGGCCAUCAUUUUCUGCUGCCCUGUCUUCUAUUACCGUGAGACAAGCACUUACGCUGGCAAAACAGAAUGCGGGUACAAUUUCGGAGUUGAUGAUUACAUAGACGAUCCCGUAAAUGCAUCUGUAAAUGUGUCUUUUUAUGAGGUAUGGGAAGAAUACUCAUCCUACAAUGGCAGUGACUUGUGGGAAGAUACCAGUAAUUAUUCUGUACCCCUUACCUUGGCAGUAAUAAACAGCACUAGGGCUGUCUUUGGCUUUGUGCUCCCCUUUGGCAUAAUGGCAGCUUGCUACACCCUCAUUGCUUUCAGAACACGUGCAAAUCAGUUUCAAAAGCCAAGCAACAGGACACUGCGAACAGUUGUGUUUGUGGUAGCUGCAUUCUUCAUCUGCUGGGCUCCAUACCAUAUAGUUGGGAUUCUCUCCAUUAUACCUAGUCUUGGAACAGGACUGAUGGAGUCACUGAUCCUGUGGGACCACCUCUCUACAGCACUUGCAUAUGCCAACAGCUGCAUCAACCCCCUGCUUUAUGUUUUUGUGGGACGGCACUUCAGGGCAAAGGUACGGCAAUCAGUGCAAAGAAUCUUGGAAGGUGCCUUUAGUGAGGAACUCACAUCUUCAGGCCUUCACAGAAGCCAGACUUCAGCAGAGAAGAAUCUGAGCAGCACCUUGUAAUGCAGUAUUUCCUACCACCAUUGUAGAAAGAGCAAGCUCCAGUGCUGCACAUCAAUCACUCAGCUUAGCAGGUGGUUUUGCCCCAAUAUGCUUGAUUAAUCCACAGCUCCAACCCAGGAUACUGCAAUCAUUCAGCUCAUGACAGAGAACCCCCUUUAUAUUCUAGAAAUGGGAAGUUGGAAGCACCGAAAGUAAUCUGAGGGAUGAUCGGUGAAGCAGAAGACACAGUAUUUUAACCUAUGCAGACUAUUUUAAGCAAGCAGAGCUAUCUACAGAUUUGUGGUGGGAAUUAUGUAGCUGAACCUCUCAAUUGAGGCAAGAAUGUUAUUUUUAUGUCUGUGUUCUACAUCUCCCGUCUCUGAUAAA